Messenger RNA from Perca flavescens (yellow perch), 2787 nucleotides. RefSeq names its product growth arrest-specific 7a (gene gas7a). The record is from RefSeq and is a predicted model, not a curated record. Bases 153 to 1415 code for a protein of 420 amino acids. Gene Ontology annotation, molecular function: protein binding. Gene Ontology annotation, biological process: clathrin-dependent endocytosis; clathrin coat assembly; neuron projection morphogenesis. Gene Ontology annotation, cellular component: plasma membrane; clathrin-coated vesicle; cytoplasm. NCBI's taxonomy places the organism in Eukaryota, Metazoa, Chordata, Actinopteri, Perciformes, Percidae. The transcript has 14 exons.
AUUCAGUAUUACUCCAUUCCCUCUGAGCUGCGACCCUGCAGGCUUUGGAUCAUAAUGGACAGUAUGACAUCCAAUAAUCCCUUCUGUCUUUUCAUUCAUAUUUCCAGUGGCCUGUUGACUGAUACGGUUCUGCAGCAAAACAGCGUAGCAGCAUGAAGCCAGCGGCCGUGAGCGCGGCUGCACUCAGGCAGGAGACUGACAGCCGACCUCUUCCCCCAGGAUGGAGGAGCUACACGUCACCUGAGGGACUCAGGUACUAUGUCAACAGCUGCAGUAAAGAAACAACAUGGCGACGUCCCUCCUUGUUAACUGAGUCCCCACAGAGGCCGCUGGCACAGCAGAACUCCUCACCAUAUGCAAAUGGAUGCCACAGCAGUACAAAGACCAGUCAGCCCAUAGAGGCCUCUGAUGUUGCUCUGAGGAAACCCACCAUGAUCAAACAGCCCCCCGGCUCUGUUUCGCCGGCCAGGAGGCAGAUUAAGGAGGUCAAGGAGACCAAGAUCACUAUCAACUGUGUGACUUUCCCUAUGCCUGGAGAAAGUCCAGAGCAGCAGCUCCUGAAGCCCAACGAAUGGAGCUACUGCGAUUACUUCUGGAACGACAAGAAGGAUCCCCAGGGGACCACCUCGGUGGCAGGCUUCGAGGUCCUUCUGCAGAAGCAGCUGAAGGGUAAACAGAUGCAGAAAGAGAUGGCUGAGUUUAUCCAUGAGAGGAUAAAGAUUGAAGAAGAAUAUGCCAAGAACCUCUCCAAGCUGUCUCUGAACCCCCUGGCAGCACAGGAGGAAGGGACUCUGGGAGAAGCCUGGACUCAGCUGAAGAAGAGUCUUCAUGAUGAGGCUGAAGUUCACCUAAAGUUCUCCAACAAGCUCCACACUGAGGUAGAAAAACCCUUGCUGACGUUCAGGUGCGACAACUUCAAGAAGGACCUGAAAAAGUAUGACCAUCACAUCGCCGACCUCAGGAAGCAGCUGGCGAGUCGCUACUCAAGUGUGGAGAAGGCGCGUAAAGCCCUGGCAGACAGGCAGAAAGAUUUGGAGGUAAAGACCCAGCAGUUGGAGAUCAAACUCAGCAACAAGACGGAGGAGGAUAUCAAGAAGGCCCGAAGGAAAUCCACACAAGCAGGAGACGACCUGAUGCGCUGCGUGGAUCUGUACAACCAAACCCAGUGCAAGUGGUUUGAAGAAAUGGUCACUACCAGCAUGGAGCUGGAGAAACUGGAGGUUGAACGGAUCGAGUGGAUUCAGCAGCAUUUACGCCAGUACACGACUCUGCGGCAUGAAACAGACAUGUUCAACCAGAGUAUGGUGGAGCCAGUGGACCAGCUGUUGCAGAACGUGGAUCCAGCCAAAGACAGAGAGCUGUGGGUGAGGGAGAAUAACACCGGCGAUGUUCGGCCUGUGGAUAUGGACAUUUAGACCAUCCUGACUUGAGAUCAGCCAUUCUGUCUUUAGUAUUAUAACACAUCCACAGAAGUCCCAGAACACUUCUGAUAACACAGAUCCAGGGACAGUGCAUGAUUAGACUACUGAGCUCUGCUCAUCCUCUCUCUAACAGGAAGAACAAGAGGAAAGGUUCAUGCAGGCAGGAAGCCGUAAUGGAUCAAAGUACCAGCAUGUUCCUUCUAAAUUUUAACCCUUUCAUAAUCCAUAUUAGCUUAUUGAAUGCCAUUAAACAUAUUCUGCUGUUUACCUGUUGUAAAGUUGUAACUAUUAGAAAGAUUACAUGUAUUUCGAAUUGUUAAGUUUAGCUUCAAUCUACAGUUUGAGUGAACCAAACAAAAACAAAAAAAAAAGUCUGAUUAUUGAUAUUACCUUUAUUUUAGAUACGGAUAUUCAAGCAUACUGAGAUCUUAGACUGAAUAUGAUAUAUUUUCAUAUUUUGCUGGUUCAUUUUGGUGGGAAUGCAUGUUUUAAAUAUCUUGCUUUUUCUGUAUAUGGGGAACUGCACAGUUUGUGGAACCAUGGUGGUUGUUUUUGGUAUAGUUCAUUGAAUUCACGCAAGGCAUUCUGCAUCUUGUAAAUGACAGAAUUUAGGAGCUUUCUCACACACACAAAAACAAGAAGUUACGUGUACAGCGUUAAUAUCCAGUAACCUCAAUUGUUUGGAUAAAAAAACAAACACACAUACAGUGUUUAGGAAUGUGAUUUUGGUGGUCAUGGUUGAUCGGAUUUAGGCCAGGGUCUAUUUUGGAUCAGUCCGGAGGAAAAAGGUGGUCCAAGUUACACUGAAACACCUUUUAGUGCCUAGCGGUUAUAUACCUGGAAUGUCCUUGACAUAUUCUACUCUACUGCAUCAGUGUACAUUUGUACGUACAGGCUAGAUGUAUUUUGCUGUCAGAUGUUUAACAGGCCCAAAUGAUCUUUGAGGCCGAUGAGGUGUUUGUACUGUACAAUGUUGUUUGUGUUAUUUUUGGUAAAUGUACAGAGAAUAUCUUUAUGAUGGUGGUUGAAAGCAAAAAGCUAAAUUCAACAAAUGAAAUACCCCAAAAGAGAAGAUGAAGUAAUGGAUUUGUGAUGUGGAUUAACCUGGGCAGGACGUUGAUGAUUUACAGACAGCUGACUCAUCCCACUUGCCCAAACAAAACACAUUUUACUGUAUCAGAGACUGCAUGAACAGUACGUGUCUGUGUUUACAUGUAUGUGUCCGUCUUUGUCUUUACAUUUUGUUGUGGUCUAUCUGCUCUGGAUUUCUUUGGAUUACUUCCAUUCUUUUUAAAUUUCUCAAAAGCACAAAGCCGAUCAAAUAACAAAAAACGUAAUCCUAAUCCAUCUGCCGGGGACAAGAAAA